GUUAUAUUUCACAUUAUUCGGAUUCGAGUGUUGUAGAAAAUCUGGAUGUCUUGCGGAGUUGGCCUUUAGAUGAUGAUAUUAAAGGAAUUAUUCAUCAUGCUUAUAAGCAAGCCACCGCGUUAGCUAGAGACGUUCUUGGAAUGGUGUUAAAUACUCAAAUUCAUGAUUUUGUAGCUUUUCCGAAUGAUGAUAAGGUUGAAGUGGAAAAUGAAAUCGAAGAACAAUCUGCUGAACUUCAAAGAGAUGAGAAUUUACAAAUAACUGAAAGUAUUUUUAUAUCAACGGCAGCCUCAGAAGUUAAUGCUUGGGACAAGUUUAGUACACUAACUGAACUCGAAGAAGAAGAAGAUUUCUCUGAUGGGUGUUCGCAAUUAGACUUGAUACUUGAUUCUACCCAGCAAUCUCAGAAUCUUAAUGUAGAAAUGGAUAUUGAUAUUGGAGUUAUCGAUGGGAAGCUUGAAUUAGCCGUUUUAAUUAACCAACGUCGUAGUCAUGAGGCAUAUACUAAUCAAAGAAUGGAGAGAAAGGUUGUGGGAUCAUCCAAAUCCAUUCCAAAUAAUAAAUUCAGCAGUCUUAUAUCAUACCUUUCUUCAAAUGAAUCUGCUCGUUCUGGUGUUCCGCGUCAAAAUCGCUGGAGAAUGAGAGCAAGACUUGAACGAUUAAAUGAUGGAAUAAAAAACUCAGUCA
Racocetra fulgida is the source of this 687-nucleotide messenger RNA. The record is from the annotation of a GenBank genome assembly. NCBI's taxonomy places the organism in Eukaryota, Fungi, Glomeromycota, Glomeromycetes, Diversisporales, Gigasporaceae.